CGCGUAGAGGGAGGCGGGGGGGGAAGGAAACCCUCAUGGAAGUAUGAAGGAGAUGGUGGGAGGCUGCUGUGUCUGUUCUGAUGAGCGGGGCUGGGCGGAGAACCCGCUGGUGUACUGCGACGGGCACGGCUGCAAUGUGGGAGUGGAGCAGUCUUGUUAUGGAAUUGUCCAGGUCCCCACCGGCCCCUGGUUCUGUCGGAAAUGUGAAUCCCAGGAAAGAGCCGCCCGGGUGAGGUGUGAGCUGUGCCCCCACAAAGAUGGAGCCCUGAAACGCACGGACAACGGGGGCUGGGCCCACGUGGUGUGUGCCCUGUACAUCCCAGAGGUGCAGUUUGCCAACGUGCUCACCAUGGAGCCCAUCGUCCUGCAGUACGUCCCCCACGACCGCUUCAACAAGACCUGCUACAUCUGUGAGGAGCAGGGCAGGGAGAGCAAAGCUGCCUCUGGAGCCUGCAUGGCCUGCAACCGGCACGGCUGCCGGCAGGCAUUCCAUGUCACCUGUGCACAGAUGGCUGGGCUCCUGUGUGAAGAAGAAGUCCUAGAAGUCGACAAUGUCAAAUACUGUGGCUACUGCAAGUACCACUUCAAUAAAAUGAAGACCUCAAGGCACUCUGGAAGCAGCUCCUUCAUCGCUGGGAGGAGGAGUCGCUCCACGUCCCCCACCCAGGAGAAACACGUGUCCCACCACGACAGGCCAAAGAAGAGUCGGAAGGACAAAGAGAGACCUAAACAGAAGCACAAAAAGCGGCCGGAGUCUCCUCCCAGCAGCCUCCCCCCGGCCCCUGUGCCCGUCACCACCGACAAGGGCUCCACCAGCCACCAUGAGGGGAGCAAGGAGACCUCAGAGGUCGGCAGGUCGGAGGUGAAAGGCAGGAAGUCCUCGAGCCAUGGCAGCAGCCACAAGGGGAAGAAGACGGGAAGCGGGAAAAGCUCCGUUGGCUUCAGCUCGGCUUCAUCCAGCGGGACCUUCCAGCCUGCAGGUACCUCCUGCAGCAGCUUGCAGUGCUCCCAGGACUUUGUGACCUUCCCCAAGCUCGAGCAGGACGACGAGAAGUACCGGAAACCUGUGUCUUCCUCGUCCUCCUCCCACUGCUCCCCGCUCUACGAGGGCCAGAAGGGCGACGUCUUCGAGCAGAAGGUGAUUUUCUCCGGCUUCGGGUCCAUCAUGCGCUUCUCCACCUCGGCUGUGAGCCAGCAGAGAGCCCGGGAUGCCUCCCCCGUGGACUACAAAGCCUCAAAUCCCACCAGUGGCCCCUCGGUGGGGACCAGUGGGACCAGUGGGAGCAGCAGCAGCAGCAGCCACAAGCGGAUGCCGUCGCUCAGCCUGGAGGAGGGAGAGGUGCUGAAGGAAAAGAAGCACAAGGGUAGCAAGAAGAACAAGCACGGGCCCGGCAGGCCAAAGGGGGGGAAAAGCAAAGAGAUUUUGGGGGCCCAGCUGGCUGGGUCCACCUCCACGUCCUCGUCACCCUUCUCCGGGGGCUCCCUCGUGAGCUCCAGCAUCGGCAACUCCUCCCGCUCCUUCAGCCACACCGGGAACCUGCCCAGCCUCAGCAUGGAGUCCCCGCUGCUGGGCUCAGGGAUCUACACCAGUAACAAGGACCCCAUUUCCCACGGGGGUGGGGUGCUCAGGGCUGUGUGCAGCACCCCCCUCUCCUCCAGCCUCCUGGCACACCAGGGCACCUCGUCCCUCCCGCAGCUCAACCGCUCCCCCUUCGCCAGCACCAUCCCAGCCUCCUCCUCCUCCGUGUCCACCACGCAGGUGUUCUCACUGGCAGGUUCAACAUUCAGCCUCCCUUCCUCACAUAUCUUUGGAAGCCCCCUCACCUCUGGGCUGUCGAUCAACCCCCUCCUGAACCAGUCGGAAAGCAGCCGGGCAGAGCCGGACCUGGAGGAUUGCAGCUUCGGCUGCCGAGCGUCGCCGCAGGAGAGUCUCUCUUCCAUGUCCCCCAUCAGCAGCCUGCCGACCCUCUUCGACCAGACCGUGUCCUGCAGCAGCAGUGGGCAGCUGGAGAAUGUUCCCCAGGCCACCCCCAACAUCGAGCAGCUCCUGGAGAAGCAGGGCAACGGGGAAGCCGGAGUGAACAUUGUAGAAAUGCUCAAGGCCCUGCACUCGCUGCAGAAGGAGAACCAGCGGCUGCAGGAGCAGAUCAUGACUCUGACGGCCAAGAAGGAGCGUUUGCAGCUCCUCAACGUCCAGCUCUCCGUCCCCUUCCCCGUGGUGACCAGCAGCAACGGCCCCGGCAGCCAGGCCCAGUACAUCCUGCCUCCCAACGUCUGCAACAACGAUUCCCUGAGCAUCAGCAAGAGCCCCCCGUGCAAGAACAGCUUUGGGAUUGAGAACUCCCUCUCCACUUCCUCUGAGGACCCUCACUCAGGGUGUCCCAGCAGGAGCAGCUCCUCCCUGUCCUUCCACAGCACCCCUCCGCCCCUGCCCAUGCUGCAGCAGAGUCCUGCCUCGCUCCCCCUGCCCGGGGUGCAGCAGGUGAACGGCCUGGCCCGGGUGGCCGGCGGCGGGCUGGGGGGAGGCACCAGUGCCAGCCACAGCCUCUCCACGGUGCCCAUGGUGGACGGCCUGAUGGGGACCCUGGCAGGAGGCCAGCAGAUGCCCAUCAACGGGAUCCUGGGGAACCUGAACGGAGCCCAGCCCGCCCAGCCCGCCAGCGCGCCGACGCAGGGGCCGGGUGGGCCCCCGGCCCUGCAGCUCUCCACCAGCCUGAGCAGCAUUCCCAGCCUGAGUCCCCUGACGGAGCAGCAGCGGCACGUCCUGCACCAGCACGAGCAGCAGCUCCAGCAGCUCCUGACUUCCCAGCCCCUUAAUCCGGAGCAGCAGGCCCUGGUGUUCCAGAUGAUGCAGCAGAUCCAGCAGAAGCGGGAGCUGCAGCGGCUGCAGAUGAGCAGCUCGUCCCAGCUGUCCAUGAGCUCCCUCCUGGCCGCCACCUCGGCCCCCGCCCUGAUGACCUCGGCCCCCCAACCGCCCCCCAGCACCAGCUCCCUCCUGGCCUCCCUGUCCCCGCAGCAGCUCAACCCUGGCAGUGCCCUGCUGGCCCCCCAGGCCACCCCACCGCUCAGCACUCCUGGGAACAGCCUCCUGGCCUCGGGGACGGGCCUCCCACCCGUCCUGACAGCACAGCCCAACCCCUUCCUCAACCUGCAGGCUGAUGGCAACACCCCCAAAGGAACGAACAUGAAUGAAAAGGGAGCUCCUCUUACCCAGGGACAAGGGCUUAAGAUC
This is a messenger RNA of Manacus vitellinus (golden-collared manakin), 3232 nucleotides long. It is a transcript of the gene MLLT6, whose product is annotated as MLLT6, PHD finger containing. The record is from RefSeq and is a predicted model, not a curated record. Gene Ontology annotation, biological process: regulation of transcription by RNA polymerase II. Gene Ontology annotation, molecular function: nucleosome binding; histone binding. Gene Ontology annotation, cellular component: nucleus. Lineage: Eukaryota; Metazoa; Chordata; Aves; Passeriformes; Pipridae.